AUGAAACGUAAAGAACAAAUACUUUUACCAGAUACAAUAAUUGAUGUCUAUGCUGUUUAUCCUGAAGCGUUUUAUUCAAACAUGAAAGUUUUAUUGAAAAUCUGUACAACUCUACCAAUGACAACAACUUAUUUACGUUCGACCAUUUCAGAAAUAAAACUUAUUGGAUUAACUGUGAUGUAUAUUUAUCGAGAUUUAGAUGCAAAUGUUGAUGGUGUGAUUGAUGAAUUUGGAAAAUCUAAUCGUUGA
Molecule: messenger RNA, 249 nt
Organism: Rotaria sordida
Lineage: Eukaryota; Metazoa; Rotifera; Eurotatoria; Philodinida; Philodinidae
Source: the annotation of a GenBank genome assembly